Nannizzia gypsea CBS 118893 is the source of this 216-nucleotide messenger RNA. RefSeq lists its product as hypothetical. The record is from RefSeq and is a predicted model, not a curated record. The transcript has 2 exons. Lineage: Eukaryota; Fungi; Ascomycota; Eurotiomycetes; Onygenales; Arthrodermataceae. Bases 1 to 216 code for a protein of 71 amino acids.
AUGCCUUCCACCCAGCACCUCAAGGGAGUGGCCGUGCUCAUAACGAUGCCACACACCAUAUGGCUACAUCUUCUUCACAAGGCUCGACUCGGUUACAUAGUCGGUAUCGAUCCUGACGCCUCCACGGCCUCAUGCUGCCCCAUCAAGUCCCGCGACUCUGGUCCUGGUCCUCUAGUACACGUACCGAAACUUCCUCUGGUCCGGCCAAAGGCUUAA